Molecule: messenger RNA, 2210 nt
Organism: Annulohypoxylon maeteangense
Lineage: Eukaryota; Fungi; Ascomycota; Sordariomycetes; Xylariales; Hypoxylaceae
Product: polyamine transporter 1
Exons: 1
Coding region: 316-2058 (580 amino acids)
Biological process (GO): transmembrane transport
Molecular function (GO): transmembrane transporter activity
Source: RefSeq, a predicted model, not a curated record
GAAUGAUUAAGAGUGCAUUAUCCCGUGAUUAUAUUUAUCAUCCAAGGAGAAAGCCUAGUUUGAGGUAGAGCUUUUAUUUGAACAGAAUGCCGCUAACCAAGAUCCCGUGUAGGUUCUGGCAAACUCAAUACGUCAUCGGAGUCUGAAUCGGGACAAAAUUCGGCUCUUCGGCCUGAGUUCCUAUGAUGUAAACUGCCUCCCUAGUAGAUAUAUGUGCAAUCGGAAUCACGCUACUCACGAUUGCUCUUUACAUAAUUCAUAGUUCAGACAUGCAUUUGCCAACGAAUUCCUUUAUUGAUUUUGGAAAAGGUGAUAAUGUCUAAUGGUACUAAAGACGAAGACGACCUUGAACGCUUUCGUGGCCGAUCAUCCAAUGUACCAGUUCCAGAUGCUGAGUCUCCCACCAGCUGGGGAUCGUCAAGUUGCGAAUGUCCCAAGACAGAAAAUCAUCACGACGGCCACCGGCCAUGUACCCUUGACCAGCGCCCAUCUCAGAUCCGCGCAACAGGCCGCGAUGAUCUAAACGGGCUCGCGCUCUCAAAGUCCCUCUCGAGGACAAUAUCCCGUCGGGAUAACGUCCUAUCACGUGUGCGCUCCAGGCCAGCAAUCCCACCAUUCAGCCACCCUCUCGCGAAAGUGAAAACCGGCUCAGACUGUCUCGUCGACUUCGACGGGCUGGACGAUCCCUACCGCCCCGUGAACUGGCCAUGGAACAAAAAAGUAUCGACAACGCUCCUCUACGGUCUAGUCACCAUGACCGCCACCUGGGCUUCCUCAUCCUACUCCGCGGGCACGGCGCAGAUCGCCGAGCAGUUCCACGUCGGCAAGCAAGUCGCCACGCUAGGCACCACCCUCUUCCUCCUCGGCUUUGGUAUAGGACCGCUGCUCUGGGCGCCGCUGUCGGAGGUUUAUGGAAGACGUGUGGCGGUGCUUACGCCUAUGUUUAUCUCGAUAUGUUUUUCGUUCGGGGCGGCGACUGCGAAGGACUUUCAGACGCUCAUGCUGAUGCGGUUCUGGGGCGCUAUUUUCGCUUCGGCGCCCGUCACGAAUACUGGUGGGGUUCUUGGAGAUCUGUUCACGCCGGCUUAUAGGGGUAUCGCGAUGGCUGGGUAUGCGAUGGCUGUUGUGGGCGGGCCUACACUAGGACCCAUCGUAUCAGCCGCCGUGGUAGUACAACCCAGUCUUGGUUGGCGCUGGACUGAAUAUACGACUGGGAUGCUACAAUCUGUUGUGCUAAUAUUCGCUGUCAUAUUCAUCGACGAGACGUAUCCGCCAAGACUUCUCAUCAAUAAGGCGCGCCGGCUGAGGUUCGAGACGGGUAACUGGGCACUACACGCAAAGUUCGAGGAGUGGGAUGUUAGCAUCAUGGAGCUUGCGAGGAAGUUUCUCGUCCGUCCCAUUCAGUUGCUCUGUACACCCAUCUGCUUCCUCAUUGCUCUAUAUGCUAGCUUUUGCUAUGGAAUCCUCUACAUGCAACUCGGAGCAGUUCCCAUCAUAUUCGGAGAAAUCAGGGGUUGGUCGCUUUUACCAGCCGAACUACCCUUCUUAGCUCUCCUCCUCGGUUCACUCACUGGUGCCGGUAUCAACAUGUAUAACCAGCUCUAUUACAACAAAUCAUAUCACGCAGUCGGCGACAAACCUGUUCCUGAAAAGAGGCUGCCCCCCAUGAUGUUAGGAUCGGUCCUUUUCGCAUCCGGCCAGUUCCUCACCGGCUGGACGGCGGACCCGGCCGUUGCACAUUGGAUCGUCCCCAUCAUCGGACUAUACCUCUCCGGAUGCGGCUUCAACACGAUCUUCCAAGCCGCGCUCAACUACCUCGUCGACACAUUUCAAAUGUACGCAGCGAGCGCCGUAGCCGCCAACACAUUCAUGCGGAGCUGCUUCGCGGCCGCUUUCCCACUUGUCGUCACUCCCCUUUAUCACAACAUCGGAGUCGGGCCCGGGUCCAGCAUAUUCGCCGGGUUCGCAUGCUUGCUUAUACCGGUUCCUUUUGUGUUCUACUUCUUCGGUAGGAGGAUAAGAGCUGCUAAUAAAUGGAGCAAGAACAGCGUGUUUUGAAAAGUGCUUCAGAGUUGCAUGGCGUGGCGUUUGAGAAGGGACACUGUCAUGAAGAGCGUGGAAUAUUACUAACUUGUACAAUACAUCCAUAUUUACUUGCGUGACUGACUACUAGAUAAUUGGCAUAGUAUUUGCUAUACAUAAUAUCAUCG